Molecule: messenger RNA, 2256 nt
Organism: Adelges cooleyi (spruce gall adelgid)
Lineage: Eukaryota; Metazoa; Arthropoda; Insecta; Hemiptera; Adelgidae
Product: fidgetin-like protein 1
Exons: 13
Coding region: 253-2103 (616 amino acids)
Molecular function (GO): ATP binding; ATP hydrolysis activity; microtubule severing ATPase activity
Source: RefSeq, a predicted model, not a curated record
GUCAAAUUAUUAUUAUUUCGAAUUUGCAAUCAAAACUUACUACUUAGUCUUGUUUUUAAUACGACUAUAGGUAUUUUGUAUAUAAUAAUCUUAGUACAAUACUAUAUAUAUGGUACUAAUUGAUCAAUUGACGUUGUUUAUUGAAUUUGCUGCAAUUGCGAUAACUGAUAUAUUAUAAUAAUCAAACGAGUAGGUGAUUUUGUCGAAAAAUUGCAUCGUCUGACUUUCCGCAACAACUGAUUCAAUAUUACAAUGUCGGCCGACAUAAACGAAAUUAAUAAAAAGUUCACUGAUUUUUACUUACCCAGUAAGUUUGAAGAAGAUUUAAACGACGAUGUGAAAACCGCCAGUUCAAAAAGAAAAUGCAUGUAUCAAACUUACCUUUUUGCAAACUCUUUAGGAGAAUCCAACUGGAUAUGGAGUCACAUGAAAUCUGAGUUGAAAUCUUAUUCAAAUCUGGUUGAUAACAAUAAGGGCAUCAACAACUUCAUGACGUCUAUAGAAAAGUUAACAGCUGGUUCAAACAAAGCCAAGUCCUGGAAGUUGAAAUCUGAUAUUGACAUAAAUUACGCUGUUGAUGUAUUCAAAAAAUCAAUCAAGUGUCCAGACCCUAAGACUUGUAAGACUGAAGAAGAUAAUGAUGUUUAUUUAGAUUGUUCUAAAUCUGAUGAAGUUAUCAAAGUUUCCAACAAUAUUCAAAAUAAAAAUGUGAUGCAUCAAAAUAGUAUUAAAGAAAUACCAAAACCAAUAGUCAAUCCCACUUGUCAAACUUCAAGUAACGAUUUUCAAAAACACAAUUCGUUCAAUGGUAGCGACAGUCGAAAAACUGCUAUGAAAACUCCAUUGUUUACUGUACAGCCUUUAAAUAAUAGAAAAAGAAGCAAAUUUGAGGACAAUUCCCCAUCAAAUUCUCCACCUAGUCAUAAAACUAAACAUGAACCAGAACCUCGAGUCAACCAACCACAAUUCAGUUUUCACACGGCAAAAACAGAACUGCAUAUUCAAGUUAAAAAACAAAACAAUCAUACUUCUGGUACUUCAGAAACAUUGAUAAAAAAAUCUCUCGGCGUAAAUAAAUCUCGCAGCGUUGUUAGUAAAUUUGUUAACCCAUCAGCUGAUAAUCAAAACAAUCAGACUAAAGAUGAAAAAUAUAACGAACCGAGUGCGAAUGAAAACUUUGAAGACAACCCCUAUUUAAAAAAUAUUGAUCCUAAAAUGGUUGAAAUGAUUAAAAAUGAAAUAAUUGAAUGCAAAACUCCAAUUACGUGGGACGAUAUAUCUGGCUUACAGUUUGCUAAAAACACGAUACAAGAAUCCGUCAUUUGGCCACUGUUGAGACCGGACAUAUUCAAAGGUAUCCGACGACCUCCCAAGGGAAUUUUGCUUUUCGGACCGCCCGGAACUGGAAAAACCCUAAUUGGUAAAUGCAUUGCGUCACAAUCGAAUUCAACAUUUUUCAGUAUUAGUGCGUCGACCAUAACUUCCAAGUGGAUUGGAGAAGGUGAAAAAUCUGUCCGAGCUUUAUUCGCUGUUGCCAGAUGCCAUCAACCGGCGGUAAUUUUCAUUGAUGAAAUUGAUUCGUUAUUAUGCCAACGUAGUGAACAAGAACAUGAAAGUUCUAGAAAAAUUAAAACUGAGUUCCUUAUUCAAUUGGAUGGGGCGAGCACUAGUGACGACGACAAAAUACUAAUAAUCGGUGCUACGAACAGACCUCAAGAACUCGACGAAGCAGCGAGAAGGAGACUAGUAAAAAGACUGUAUAUUAGGUUACCCGAUCUUCAAGCCAGAAAAGACAUGAUAAAAAAAUUAAUAAGAUCGGAGAAUCACGUCUUAACAGAAGACGAUUUAGAGAAAAUCGCUUCUAUGAGUGAUGGUUAUUCCGGAGCCGAUAUGAAAAGUUUAUGCCAAGAAGCAUCCCUCGGACCCAUUCGGUCGAUUAGCUUUGAGAUGAUAAGCAAUAUACAAGCCGAUCAAGUUCGUCCAAUUGACAUAAGAGACUUUUUGUCUGCAUUGAAAUCUGUUUUGCCUAGUGUAUCCUCUGAAGAUUUAAAUCACUAUGUGACAUGGAAUGAGAAAUUUGGAUGUAGUGAUAAAAGUAGUUAAAUUUAUGCAUUUCGAUUUUAUAUUGUACAAAAAUAAAUUGUAUUAUGUAAUUAUUUGCAAUUAUGUUAGGUUGAGCUAUUUUUAUCAUUACAUUUGAUUUUUUUAACCAGUUUUUAAAAAAUUUGUAAUGCCUUUUUAAUAUGCUAUAACUAA